Molecule: messenger RNA, 1474 nt
Organism: Chanos chanos (milkfish)
Lineage: Eukaryota; Metazoa; Chordata; Actinopteri; Gonorynchiformes; Chanidae
Gene: phf10
Product: PHD finger protein 10
Exons: 12
Coding region: 5-1474 (489 amino acids)
Cellular component (GO): npBAF complex
Source: RefSeq, a predicted model, not a curated record
CAAGAUGGCUACUGUUCUAUCUCCUCGUCAGUGUGAUAGCAGUCCUGCUACCCCUGGAACGCAAUCUUUAAAGGACGACUCAGAAGAUUAUUUCAAUGAUGGCAGCCAACCACCAAAAAGACGUCGCAUGGGCUCAGGCGACAGCUCAAGAAGCUGUGACACGUCCAGCCAGGAACUUGGGCCAACAUAUUUUCCAGCAGAAAAUCUAACAGAAUACAAGUGGCCCCCAGAUGAUACUGGAGAAUACUAUAUGUUACAAGAGCAAGUCAGCGAGUACUUAGGUGUAACAUCGUUUAAGCGCAAAUAUCCAGAUUUGGAAAGGAGAGACCUGUCUCACAAAGAGAAGCUGUAUCUGAGGGAGCAAAAUGUCAUUACGGAGACACAGUGUACUUUAGGUCUAACAGCAUUGCGGAGUGAUGAGGUCAUUGACCUGAUGAUUAAGGAGUACCCGACAAAACAUGCAGAGUAUUCUGUCAUCCUCCAAGAGCGUGAGCGCCAGAGGAUCACGAAAGAGUACUCUCAAAUGCAACAACAAAACCCUCAAAAGGUUGAAGCCAGCAAGGUUCCAGAGUACAUAAAGAAAGCUGCUAAAAAGGCUGCCGAAUUCAACAGUAAUUUCAACAGAGAACGGAUGGAGGAAAGACGAGCCUAUUUUGACCUGCAAACUCACAUUAUUCAGGUACCUCAGGGAAAAUACAAAAUUCUCCCUCCAGACAGAACCAAGACUGGCCCAUAUCCUGUUGCCCUAAUCCCCGGGCAAUUUCAGGACUACUACAAAAGAUAUUCUCCGAACGAGCUACGUUACCUGCCCCUGAACACGGCUUUGUACGAACCUCCGCUGGACCCAGAGCUCCCGGCCCUGGACAGUGAUGGAGAUUCAGAUGAUGCGGAGGAGGGCAAAGGAGAGGACGGCAAGAGAAAUAAAGGCUCCUCGGAUAGUUCAUCCGGAAACACGUCGGACGGAGACAGUCAAGACAGCGGAAUUCAGUCAAAGGGCAAGAGCAAGGACCGCGCUGGAACCACGGGCAAAGAUGCCACCCCUCGCCCCCUACAACACAAAUCUGUCCCCGGGUACAAGCCAAAGGUCAUACCCAAUGCUAUAUGUGGUAUAUGCCAGAAGGGUAAGGAGUCCAACAAGAAAGGCAAACCGGAAGCUCUCAUUCACUGCUCCCAGUGCAAUAACAGUGGUCACCCAUCUUGUUUGGACAUGAGUCUUGAGUUGGUGGCGAUGAUUAAGACGUACCCGUGGCAGUGCAUGGAGUGUAAAACGUGCACCGUGUGUGAACAGCCCCACCAUGAGGAGGAGAUGAUGUUCUGCGACAAGUGUGACCGUGGUUUUCACACUUUCUGCGUGGGUAUGGACUCCAUCCCCACUGGUUGCUGGGUUUGUGAAAUUUGCAACAAGGACUUUUCCACCCCACAGAAAAAGGGAGGAACAAAAACGCCCAAAAAGUCCAAAUCAGCCCAUAAAUAG